UUGCAUUUGGAGCCGCAUUGGUGAUUGGUGAUACCACAAUUUGAUAGCUUCAGCCCGCAGAAGCAGCUCGUCCUAGCUAGCUAGAUUCACCAAAAGCAAUUGCUUAUUGUAAGCUACAGUGGGCAAGUAACCAUGGCAACCGAAGCUGCAUCAACGAAGAAGUUUAUGGAUCAUUUGGCCCCAUUCCUCCACCCCAACGCCAGCUCUCUUCCCUUUGCAGUCAACAGUAAGGAAGAUAGAACGAGCACAGCCAGGCAGUCCUCGUUGCCCCCCAGGAAACCUGGAGCCCUUGAUGCCCAUUUGAGGAAAGGGAGAAGCAGCAUCUCAUCAGAUCCAUCCUUCCAUACCCUUGCUACCAUAGACACGUCUGUGAGUGGCCUGGAUGAGAGCUCUAGAUGUGAGAGCUUUAACGAAUUCCCGUGUGUUCGCGCUAUCGAUGAAGAUGGAGACAACCUAGCUCGUGAUUUCAUGUUCGCCCUCCCAGAAGAAAUCCCGGCCAAUCCCACAUUCGAGCGACAAGUUAGCGCCGGGCUUGACUUGGACUGCAGUGAACAUGGCAGUAGUACCAGUGUUGCUGAGACAGAUUCUGUUCACUCACUUCAAGAGAUGGAAGAAGGCAUGAGCGGAGCCGUGGCUAUGAACGGCAAACCAAUCCCUGAAGACCAUGAAGUAGAGAGAUCCAAUGUCUCCUUCAAGUACACCCUGGAAGCAAAGCAACGUCCCAGAGAGCGGUACAUGGGGUGGUCGCGUGCGUCAAGGCUUCAAGCAAUCAAGGCACUGCCACCUCUCAAGGGGUAUCCUUCCGGGAAGGGCUCACUGUCCACCUCGUUGCACAGUAUCGAAGAAGCAACACCAGGCAAGCUAACCGAGUCUGUCUGCUCCAAGCAUAGUAUGGACGAAGAUUUGGAUUGCUCGGUUCAUUCCAGCACAUCAGAGGCUAGCUUUGUGAUUGGAGACUUCAAGACUUCGUCCAAGGACAGUGAACGAGUUCUAUGUGGUCCAUUUGAGCUCCCCAAGAAAGCACCUAGUAGGCCUCUGUUGUCCAAGACAAUGUCCCUUAGGAGCUUUGCUAGUUCGACGUCUUUCAAAUCGUUCGGCAAGUCAAUGAGGUCCAUGAGGUCUAUGUUACUGCAUCAGAAUAGUGGAAUGUCGAGCAUCAAGAACCACCUUGACCAUGACGAGUAUGCCCUGAUUGAAGAAACACUCCAAAAGAACUUCAUGUUCAAACAUCUUUCUGCAGGUGCCCUGCACAAUCUGGUUAUGUCCUUCACAAGGGAUGAGGUAGAAAAGGAUGACAUCAUCGUCCGUCAAGGUGAAUCCUGCGAGAAUGGUUAUGUGUAUAUUGUCGCUGAAGGAGAGUGCUCUGUCAUUGUCGACGGAAAUGUUGUGCCUGGUCCAUAUGGCACACUAGCUUCCAAGGCUUUGUUUGGUGAGCUAGGAGUUUUCUACAAUGCAAAGAGAGGAGCCACCAUUAAAGUAAAAUCAGAAGAAGCGGUUCUCUUCCGGGCGAUUGGGGAAGAAUUUGCCAAGGCCUUCAAUGAAGAUUCAACCAAGGAGACACCCAAGCCCAUUGAUGAUGAUUUGACAGAAAUUGAUGAAGCAAUCAAUCAGUUAUCUGGUACCACCUCAAAGUUUGAAGGAGGUGAAAUCAUUCCUCAAUACAAACCGAACAGGAAGUGGCUUUGGUGCCGGUGGCAUGGGACUGUCUUUGAGCAGACCUAUGUAACGGCACUUUGCAUGAUGCUGCUCUCUCUUGUGUUUGUCUUGAUAGUAAGACUGUUUGGGGAACCAACAUGGUCGGUUGGGAGGGCACCGGAUGAAGACCAUGUCUGGAUCCAAACCCUCACUAUUGUUCGGAAGAUUUGGGUGUACCAGAUGACGUUCACCACAUUCAUCCUCACCUUUUAUGUCAACCAAGCGUACAUGUUCUGGAAUGAGACUGUGAACAUUACAAGGGCGCUGCAAGGCCGCCUCAGCGACUUCUUUCUGCUGUUGGCAACUACAAUCCAACGAAACGAGGAUGGUACAUUCACGAGGGAAUCUGAAGCCCUAUUGGACGAUGUAGGUGCAUCCAGUCGUCUCUUCCACAUGUUCUUCUGGGCGUCUUGUGCAAAUCGCUACAACUGUCUUCUCACUGAGACAGGAAUGGAGCGUAUUGUACAACGGGGUAUCAUGACCCAAAAGCAGCUGAAGGUUCUGCAAGGCCUUGGCACGGCGGAAGGCUCGAAACAUUAUGCGUGCUUGGAGUGGAUGAUGAUCCGGGCUUGGCAAGGCAUUCACGAUGGAAUCCUCACUGAUUCCCCAUCUCUCAGCCAGCAGCUCCUUGAGAAGAUGUGUAAACUGCGAGCACUCUGUGCAACUGUUGGAGACAACAGCAAGACACGCAUGCCUCUGGUCUACACUCAGUUUGUGCAGAUCUUGGUUGACACAUUUGUCUUGCUCUCCCCAUUUGCACUCUAUGGAGACCUUGGUGUAUACUCUAUCUUCUGUGUAGGAAUGAUAACUCUGUUCUACACUGGGCUUCUUGACCUUGCCAAAAUCUUCUUGGACCCAUUGGACAACCAAAGGUUUUCCAAUAAAAACAGCAACUUGGGUGUUGACCUAGGAGUCCUUACCCGCGAAUCAAAUGCUGCAUCUGUUCAUUUCAAGGACUCUGGUGCUAUGCAUCCUUUUGAAAGAAGCAUAUCAGCUUUUGAGUGAGAGGUGACUUCAACCUCUCUCCUGAAUCCUGAAAUCUUGGAUCCAUUACUUCCAUACUCAAACUUCCUGCCUCCCUGCAUGGUUCUUCUUCACAUUUAUCUCAGACUCUCUAGACUAAAAUAGACGUAAACAUAUGCAGCCAAUCGAUAAAAGUUGUUACCGAGCCA
This is a messenger RNA of Seminavis robusta, 2867 nucleotides long. Lineage: Eukaryota; Bacillariophyta; Bacillariophyceae; Naviculales; Naviculaceae. The record is from the annotation of a GenBank genome assembly.